Messenger RNA from Linum trigynum, 3711 nucleotides. The record is from the annotation of a GenBank genome assembly. NCBI's taxonomy places the organism in Eukaryota, Viridiplantae, Streptophyta, Magnoliopsida, Malpighiales, Linaceae.
UCCAAAGAUUGAGUUAGGCGAAAAGAAAAAUCGGAAAAUACGCGCAUUUCGCAAAACAAAGAAAAAAAUGGCACAAUUUAAUCUCCAACCCGGUACCUUAUAACGGUCGACCCGGCGGGUGCGUGCGGCCCGUUUUUCUCACCAGGUCGGGUCAAAGUGGGCAUGCAAUUCUAUAGUGUAGUACUAAAGGCAAACUAAUCUAUUUCACUCUUAUUAAAGAAACAAUGAUCAAUACAAGUCUUCCCCUUCUACGCUGUUUGUUGCAAUUAUAUAGAACUCAAAUUAGAGAAUUUGUACCAUGCUUUAAAGUAUUGGUAUGCAAUUCUACAGAACUCAAAUUAGAGCACUUCUACUAUGAUUUAAAGUACAACUUUAACUUGCACUAUAAUAUUAAAGGUACAGUUACGACUGUUUUGUUCGGAUCGAGAAAUUGGAGGAUUCAACAAUACAAGAAUACGAAAGCGCACACACACCCGACGCACGAUUUGCAUGGUUCACUAACAUAAUGUGUGUUAGCUAGUCCACGGGCAGGAGAGAGCAAGUUUCACUAUACUUUUAAGAGAUAUAGAUGACAGAGAAGUAUGAGAAGUAUUUAUAGUACUUCUCCUAGUUCUAACCAUAACCCUAAUCAAAGCUAGUCCACGGGCAGCGAGACCCCCGAGACUUCCAGUCGUAGCGGCUGAUAGUCCGAUUCAAGUCACAUUAACAGGUACAAAUUGAAAUUGUAUCAUAACAUAAUUUGUAACUUUAUGUUAUGGUACAACUUCAAAACAUGAAUUAUUUUUGGAUAUGCAGGAUUUUGGGAAUAGCUUCCCUUCUCAGCAAUCCACGUACAUUUUGAAAUUAUGUCUAUGAUAAAAGUUGUAUUCCUUAAAAAUUUAUGCGAAAUAAAAAAAAAAAUCAUGUCGUUUGGAUUUUGGAGCACAAAGUUAUGGUUGUCCAAAGUUUGACGAAAUUGGAAAUAAGCUCGUUCGGGGUAGCAAACGACAUUUUUUGGGACGAAUGCGAGAUCAAACCACCUUCGACAGUCUUCGGCUUGCAAGAUCUCAAAAAGUUAUGCAGAAUAAAAAAAAAUCGCGACGAUCGGAUACCCGAACACAAAGAUAUGUUCGUUUGAAGUUUCCACCUAGGUUAGGAUUUUCAAAAAAAAAAAAAAAAGCAAACCGCAUGGUGGGGGUGCGGUCUGCAAAAAUGCCCCAUAGGGGUGCGGUUUUCAUCGAAAAAUGCGCCCUUGGGUGGCGGUUUUCGCCUAAACCGCACUGGUAGGGAGCGAUUUUUGGAAAAGGGUGCUAUUUUUGAAAUUUUUCGAAGUUGUGUGCUAUUUUUGGAAUUUUUUUAAAAAACAGUGUUAUUUUUGGAAAAAUUCCCGCGCUUCAAAGGCUACAAAAUCGGUUGCAGAGCAAUAAGUUUUUCCCGAAUUCCGAAGGUAAACCGGCUUCAUAUUUCUCCUUGCUAAAGGAAAAAAAAAAUACAGAGCAAGAACCCUAAACCCAGAAAGCAGAGCCAGACCAAGCCAGAGAUUAGAACACUGUCCCUGCACUCUGCUUCUUCGGCGAAGUUCAUUUCAGCCCAAGAUGGCCCCGGAGGCGGAAUUAAGAGCCGGAGAAGUGAUCGGAAUCGACCUAGGCACGACCUACUCAUGCGUCGCCGUCGCUCGAAACGGCAUGGCGGAGAUCAUAGCCAAUGAUCAAGGCAACCGUACCACACCUUCCAUCGUGGCCUUCUCCGCCACCGAUUCCGAGCGCCUCGUCGGUGAAGCCGCCAAGAAUCAGGCGGCAUUCAACCCUCGCCGGACUAUCUUCGACGCCAAGCGCCUGAUCGGGAAAAAAUUCGACGACCCAGAAGUUCAGAGGGACUUGAGGUACUUACCCUAUCCCGUGGUCAAUGGAGACGGGAAGCCGUGGGUGGAAAUCGAAAUAGUGAAAUCAGAAGAAGAAGGCGGAGGAGGAGGAGGAGAAAUGAAAAGAGGGUUUACCCCAGAAGAGAUCAGCGCCAUGAUUUUGGGGAAGAUGAAGGAAACCGCCGAAUCUUACCUCGGAGAGCCAGUGAGCGGCGCGGUUGUCACUGUCCCGGCCUAUUUCAACGACUUGCAGAGGCAGGCCACAAAGAACGCGGGGAAAAUCGCGGGUCUAAACGUCCUCCGAAUCAUCAACGAGCCCACCGCUGCGGCCGUAGCAUAUGGUCUCAACAAGCUCAAUCGGAAGAGGAAGCAAAGCAAGAGUAAGAUUCUGGUGUAUGAUUUGGGCGGGGGAACUUUUGAUGUCAGUUUACUGGAAUUAGAUGGUCAGGAGUUUCGUGUAUUGGCUACCGGCGGGGACACUCAUCUGGGCGGCGGGGAUUUCGACCAGAGAGUGAUGGAGUACUUCAUCAAGUUGAUUAAAAGAAAGUACGGCAAGGAAGAAAUCAGCGAGGAUAAAAGGGCUCUAGGGAAGCUCCGCAAGGAAUGCGAGAGAGCCAAAAGGGCGUUGAGCAAUCAAAACCAGGUCAGGGUCGAGAUAGAGUUUCAAGGGAUCGAUAUCUCGGAGCCUCUGACGAGGGCAAAAUUCGAGGAAUUGAACUUGGAUCUGUUUCAGAAGACGUUGGAGGUGGUCGAGACGACGCUGAUUGAUGCCAAGUUGGAGAAGAGCGAGAUCGAGGAGGUAGUACUGGUGGGAGGAAGCACAAGGAUUCCCAGGUUGAGGGAGAUGCUGAAGGAGAUGUUUGAUGGGAAGGAACCUUGCAAAGGGGUGAACCCUGAUGAAGCUGUGGCUUAUGGUGCUGCUGUCUUAGGAGCAAAAAUGAGUGGUCACGCAGUUGCAGUACAUGAUGGUAUUACGUUGUUUGAUGUCACUCCCUUGAGUUUGGGAAUCGAGAGGGAACUUGGUUUGAUGUCUGUAAUUAUCCCAAGAAAUACCCCUAUUCCAACAAAAAUAUCAAAGGAAUUUUUCACUAUACGGGACCAGCAAACCAGAAUGAGGAUCUAUGUGUUUCAAGGUGAAAGAACCCUGAUCAAGGAUUGCAUCGAGCUUGGAAGAUUUGUUCUGUCCGGUAUCACCCCAGCUCCAAGGGGAGUUUCAAAAGUGGAUGUUACGUUCGAGAUUGACGAGAAUGGAAUACUCAAAGUGACGUCGAGGGAGAAGAUCCCCGGAGCAAAAUCUCAGUCCCUAACCAUCACCAACUACAAAGGAGGUCUUACGCAACAAGAGAUUGAGAGGAUGAUCAAAGAAGCAAAGGAAAUGGAGGUGAAAGACAAGACGGCAAAGGCACGUUUGUAUGCCAGGAUCGAGUUAGAGCGCUACAUCUAUGAUGUCAAGAAUGCCAUCCUUAGUAGUGAUGGGCUGCAGCAGUUGGGCGAUGAGAGGAGAAAGGAGGAGAUGAGCUCUGUGCUAGCAACUUCACGUUGGUUGGACGAAAACCAAGGUGCGAUCAAGGAAGAUUACGAGAAGAAGCUGAAUGAGCUGAGAGGCGUUUGGGAUCCUAUUCUGAGCAAGCGCAAGAAGAUAUGAGCUGUUCAGAUCCUACUCUUAACCAAACUUGUGAAUGCCUGGGAAGUCCUCUUCUAAUUUCUUGUUAGCUCGGUACUCUGAUUUUGUUUCUCUUCUUGUUGUGGGUUCUCUUUGUUUUGGACGUAAUUUUGUGGUGAUCCAGCAGAAACCCAAAAACUGAUGAUUGAAAUACACAAUCUAGAACAAGAAAUGCUUACUGGGUUGCUAGUAAAGACUGUAAAAAUUC